AUGGUGAUUGAAAGUCAGUCAUACAGGAACAUAACUCAAGAAGCAAUGCACUCCGCCGUGCUCUCAUCAACACUGUUUAUAUUAAUUCUCUGGAACGUGGCUUUCUGUCAGUUUCUGGAUGAGAAGUGUCAUGGAAGGGACACCUCCAUGCGCCAGAGAAUAAUUGGAGGACGAGACGCCACAGUGAAUUCAACUCCUUGGAUGGCUGGCAUUUACAAUAUCACAAAGGAUUUUAUUUGCGGCGGAUCGUUGAUUACAAAAACACAAAUUGCACCGAUCUGCAUUAUUUUGGAUGAAGGCCUUACCUCUGCGGGAAUCGAUAGAUUUGCGGCCUACGGAUGGGGUAAAACCCAUCCAAAUAACAGAGAAGGAAGCCAAAUACUGAAAGUCAUCUUAUUGACCCGAAAGAAUACACAGGAGUGCUAUUCGAGGGGGGAGAUAGUUCAACCCUCUGAUAAACUGUUCUGCGCUGGAGCCGAUGGAGGCGACACCUGUGGUGGCGACUCUGGUGGUCCCCUGGUAUCAAGUACAAGGUACAUGGAAAGGGACAUCCGAGUGCAAUUUGGAAUCGUCAGCUACGGCACAUUGUCUUGUGAUGGUAAUGGUGUCUAUACGGAUGUUAUGUCCUAUAAAAACUGGAUAAAAACCCGCACCUCCGGACAAUUUGAUGAGAAGUUAGUUUUGUAUGAUCAGUGUGGGAGCAGUUGGUCCGGAGGGGUUAAUAUUCGCCUUUGGGAAGUCUCUCUAUUUGAACAAAAUUUCACGGGCUCAUUGAUCACAGACCGUAAGUAA
Molecule: messenger RNA, 792 nt
Organism: Drosophila eugracilis
Lineage: Eukaryota; Metazoa; Arthropoda; Insecta; Diptera; Drosophilidae
Product: snake venom serine protease KN13-like
Exons: 2
Coding region: 1-792 (263 amino acids)
Biological process (GO): proteolysis
Molecular function (GO): serine-type endopeptidase activity
Source: RefSeq, a predicted model, not a curated record